UAUAGAACUAGUUUAUGGUGAUUCGAGCAGUCUAUUGUUUUUUUUUUUAAUAAGAAAUUACAAGAUUUUGGUGAUUAUCAUUGGUACGUAGUACCCAAAAUUUCAGUUGGUGCAAAAGAGAAACAAUGAGGUUGAGAUAGACGAAGAAAGAGCUUAAGAACAGAAUCCAGCCUUCAGGAAGGCAGCUAGGUUACGAUUUAUUCGCCAUUAACUUUCGUUUUUUGAUGCGGAAUUGCAACCACUUUUGUCUCAUUCACUUCUCCAUGUGUUGACAAUGGUCAGUUUGGUCAGAAUAUGUUUGAGUGACACACGCAUAUAUUCCUCAACCAUACGAACCUUAACAGCUGCUGUUACAAUAUUUAGACAUUAUCAUUUCAACAAGAGCCAAACUCCCAAAAUUCCAGACCCAUUUGCUUCAUUUCAGAGUACUGGCCGAAACAUUGUGGCGGUUUUCUGGGACUUGGACAACAAACCUCCAAGAUCAGUAUCUCCAUUUGAUGCUGCUAUUAGACUGAAAAAGGCUGCUGAAUCAUUCGGGGCUGUUCGGUACAAGAUAGCUUAUGCUAAUCAACAUUCCUUUGAUUAUGUUCCUCCUGAGAUUAAGGAACACAGGCGAGAUACGAGAAAAUUAAACCAGCUGGAAAAUAAAGGUGUUGUAAAACCGGUAGAACCCUAUAUAUGUCGUGUUUGUGGGAGGAAGUUCUAUUCAAAUGAAAAGCUUAUUAACCAUUUUAAGCAAAUCCACGAGCGUGAGCACCAGAAGCGAGUGAGCCAAAUUGAAUCAGCUAAAGGUAGUCAAAGGGUAAAAUUAGUGGGAAAAUACUCUAUGAAAAUGGAAAAGUAUAAUAAUGCUGCGAGAGAUAUUUUAACUCCAAAAGUCGGGUAUGGACUGGGAGAUGAGUUAAAACGGGCAGGGUAUUGUGUUAAUGUCGUUUUGAAUAAACCGCAAGCUGCAGAUGUUGCAUUGAGAAACCACAUGGUGGAUAUGAUGGAUAGACGGCAGAUGGAGUGUUUGAUACUUGUGUCGGAUGAUUCUGAUUUUGUGGAGGUUAUAAAGGAGGCGAGAUUGAGAUGCUUGAAAACAGUGGUUGUGGGUGGCAGCAACGAUGGGGCUCUUAAGAGGGUUUCGGAUGCUGCCUUUUCAUGGGAAGAGAUUAUUAUGGGAAAGGCUAAAAAGGAAGCGGUAUCCGUUGUGGGGCGGUGGAAAGAUAGAGAUAUUUUGAAAAGGUUGGAGUGGACGUAUAACUAUGAAAGGGAGAGGAAGCUAUACGGUUUAUGUUCUGAGGAUGAUGAUCAAAAUGAUGAUUUGAAUGCCGCCAGUAACUUAGUUUCUGAUGAAGUUAAAACGGAUCAAAGUCGUGCGUGGUGGAAACUUGAGUCAGAUUCGGACUCUGCUGCGUCUUCCUAAUUGGUGGAAACUUUUCUUUUUGUGAAGUUAUUAGCUUUAUAAUCGGUGAUCAAUAUGUGAUCGAUAUAACCACGAGAAGCUAAAUAGAUACUGAAUGUUCUCAACAAUGAUUUCAUAGACUUAAAAUCAUAGCCUAGAGGGACUUUAUUAGUACCACUAAAGACGUAUUAUAUUAUACUUAAAAAGAAA
Molecule: messenger RNA, 1597 nt
Organism: Helianthus annuus (common sunflower)
Lineage: Eukaryota; Viridiplantae; Streptophyta; Magnoliopsida; Asterales; Asteraceae
Exons: 2
Coding region: 275-1408 (377 amino acids)
Molecular function (GO): RNA nuclease activity
Source: RefSeq, a predicted model, not a curated record